UUUUUUGUUUACUAAAUUCAGCAUUUAUUCACUAGGCAUGGAGUCGCAGAUAUUCGAGGUAUUGCAAGGCAGUUUGUCGGCCGAGCCCAAUACGCGCAUGCGUAGCGAAUUGGCGCUGAAGCAGCUGGGACUGAGUGUCGAGUUCCCGGUGGCAGCAGCAGCAAUAGCCACAACGGAGACAGUGGACGUGGCGAUUCGGCAGGCAGCAGUAGUGCAGAUUCGUGUGUACGUGGGGCAGCACUGGUCGAUUGGCUCGAACAAGUACGAGCCGGGGCCGAUUCCCGACCAGGCGGUGAAGCAGCAGGUGCGGCAGCAGGUGUUCGGUCUGCUGUCGAGCAGUUCCCGCAAGAUGCGGAUGGCAGCGGCAGCGGUAGUGUCGAGCAUGGCGCGGUACGACUGGCCAGACGAGUGGCCGCAGCUGUUUGCGCAGCUGGUGGAGCUGCUGCGCAGCGGGGCGCGGGACCAGGCGCACGCAGCAAUGUGUGUGUUCAGCGAAUGGGUGACACAGGAGAUGUCGGAGCAGAACAUCGACCAGCUGGGGACAUUGCUGCCGGAGCUGCGGCGGCUGUUUGUCGAUGGCGGGUAUGACAUGGAGACGCGGGUGAUGGCGGUCGGGGUGUUUGGCGACUGCAUUGAGAUCAUCUCAAACAUGGCGUUUACGCAGACCGAGUUUGUGGACAGACACACGCCGCCGAUGCUGCAGGAGUGGAUGGAGCCGGUGCUGGCGGUGCUACGAGAGGCGGCGUCGGGGGAGAACCUGGCGCUGAAGAGCGAGUGCGUGCGGGCGGUGAUCAAAAUGUCAGAGGGAUUUGGCAAGCACAUGGCGGCGUAUAAUGGCAUGGUGCUGGAGGCAGUGUGGGGGCAGCUGCAGGCGCUAUGCGAGCCGUUUGCAUUGGCGUUCGUGUAUGACGAGGGAGAGCGGUCUGAGGCGGCGGCUGCGCAGCUCGCGAGCAGCUCAGGGGACGCGGUUGUGGACGGGUAUCUGCUGGGGAUGUUCGAGUGGCUGUCGAAGGCAGCAGAGCGCAAGGCCAUGCGCAAGUACUUUGUGGAGCAGGGCUCGGCGACCGGGUUCUUUGUGCAGCUGACAGCAGCCUUGAUGAGUUAUGCGCAGAUCACGGGCGAAAUGCUGGCGGACUGGGCAGACGAUCUGGAUCUGUUUGUUGCCGAUGAGGACGAGGAAGGGUACCGGUUCAAUGUGCGCGUGUCGGUUCAGGAACUGGUGCAGUCGCUGAUGUAUGCGUUCCCGCGCACCUUGCCGGCGGCGCUGUGGCAGGCGGCUCAGCAGCGGCUCGAGCUGGCGCAGCAGUGGCGGCAGCAGGGCAGUGCCCACUGGUGGCUGGUCAGCGAGGCAGUGCUGUGGACGGUGGGCAUGGCGGGCAGCGCGCUGGUGGAGCAGCAGGAGGAGGGCCAGGCAGCAAUGGAGCAGAUGGAUCUGGGCGCAUUGUUCGAGACAGCCGUGUGGCCGUUGGCCCGCAGCGCCGAGUUUCCGUUCGGCCAGGGCCGUGCGUUCAUUUUCGCGGCAACCUUCGCCAAGGUUCUGCCCACGGGCAUCGCAGAGGCGCUUGUGGAAGCCAGCAGCACGGCGGUGGCCGGCGACAUGCACGCGGCGGUUCGGCUCAGCGCGGUGCGCGCCAUCGGCAACCUGAGCCGGCACCUUUCGGCAGGGCUGGUGCAGCCAUACCAGCGCACGAUCAUCGGCGGGCUGGCAGAUCUGAUCCCGCAGCUGAGCGAGGACUCGGCGCACAUAGCGCUGGAUGCACUGCAGGCGACGCUGAAGGUGGAUGCGGCGACGACGGCGGAGCUGGAGCCGAUGGUCAGCCAGGCGGUGCUGGGGAUGUGGCAGCGGUUCCCGGGGGAUGUGCUGCUGACCAGCAUGGUGAUUGACAUAGUCGAGGACCUGGCGCGCAACGAGCUGGCGUAUGCGGGGUUCUCGCAGCGCGCGCUGCCUAUGAUCGGUGAGGCGAUGGGAUCGGGUGAGGGCAUGGUGGUGGCGUCGGCGAUCGACCUGUUGGCGGGGCUGGUGAAGGGUGGGCCGUCGCCGAUGCCCGAUGGAUACACGGCGACGGUGUUCCCGGCGUUAAUGCAGGUUCUAGCGAGCAGCGUCGACAGCGAGGUUCUGCAGAGCGGGCAGGCGUGUCUGAAAUACCUUGUGCAGAAGGACGCCGAUCGCAUAGCGCAGUGGCAGGACGGGUCUGGGGUCUCGGGUGUCGCGCUUAUUGUGCGUCUGGUAGCGCGGCUGCUGGCGCCGGAUGCGUCUGAAUCGGCAGCACUGUUUGUGGGCGACCUGGUGACCAAGCUUGUGCAGAAAUGCGGGCUGGGCGGGGCAGCGCUGGCUGAACUGGUGCAUGUGGUGACUACUAGGCUGGCGACCGCGCGGACCGCAUCGUUUGCAGCAUCGCUUCUGCCUCUGUAUGCGCAGCUGGUGGUCCACCAUGCGGCCGAGGUUGUGGACCUGCUGGCUGGCAUGCAGUGCGGGCCGCAGACGGGUCUGCAGGCAGUGCUGGGCAUGUGGUGUCGGCACUACAAUGACGUGUCGGGGUACUACAGCCGCAAGGUGCAGGCGGCGGCAUUGAUGCAGCUGUUUGCGUUGCAGGACCCGCGUGUCACUGCGGUGCUGGUGCAGGGCGACCUGGUGCCCAACUCGGUCAAUGCCGGGAAAAUCGUCACCAGAUCGAUGGCCCGCUCCAACCCCGACCAGUACACGCAGGUGUCGGCGCCGGCCAAAAUCGCCAAGCUGCUGCUGGGCGAGCUGGGCGCGGAUCUCGAGGCUGCCUAUGCGCGCGUGGGUGUAGCCGGCCUGGAUGCUGCUGAGGACGACGACGACGAUGAGUGGGACGACGACGAGGAUGUGUUGAAUGAGCUGGCGCCGGCCGACCAGUACGGCGAUCUGUCCGAUCUCAUCGACGGGGGAUUCGACGACGGCGACGACGACGACGACGACCAGGACGUGCGCAACGACCCGAUCUACACGCAGGACCUGAACGAAGCCCUGGCCGCCUUCUUCCGUGCCGCCGUCGCCUCCAACCAGGGCGGGUUCCAGGAAUCCAUCAAGCCAACGCUGACUGCCAGGGAGCUCGCAAUGCUGGACAAGAUCCUGCCGCACUAGAAACCAAUGCCUUUUUAAUAGUUGUUGUGGCCAAAGGAGUUUUAUUAAUCUACUUCAAUUCCAG
Messenger RNA from Linderina pennispora, 3170 nucleotides. RefSeq names its product ARM repeat-containing protein. The record is from RefSeq and is a predicted model, not a curated record. Gene Ontology annotation, cellular component: nuclear envelope; cytosol. Gene Ontology annotation, biological process: protein import into nucleus. The transcript has a single exon. Gene Ontology annotation, molecular function: small GTPase binding. Bases 38 to 3106 code for a protein of 1022 amino acids. NCBI's taxonomy places the organism in Eukaryota, Fungi, Kickxellomycota, Kickxellomycetes, Kickxellales, Kickxellaceae.